AUGGCGCGCGACAGCUCAUAUCUCAUGCGAGAUGAUCUAUUGCAACUUGACGACCAACUUUUAGACGAAGGCUUCGGGUUUCUCAUGUCACUCCUGCCACGAGAGCUCUUCCACUUGUACAACGAACGCAUCGUCAUCAAUUCGAACGAGUAUGAUUUGCAGGAUCGACCAGAUGACCUCGUAAUUGCCUACGUCACAAGACCAGGAGACUACGUGCGAGCGUUAAAGAUAGGUGUCGAUGCCAACGCCAUCGAGAAGCACGAAUUUCCGCCCUCAUUGAAACGGAAAAAGGGCGACCAACAUGUCGAGCUUGUCCAUCUGGGAGAGGCAGAUAUCGAGAAGCUAAACAGUAUUCCGCCACUUUCGUGGGAUUAUAAACUCGAUGCAGGCUACGAGCGCUCGCCGGAGUGUCGCGAUCAAACGAUCGCUCUCAUCAAGUAUUAUCUCUUGGUCUGGGCGGCAAAGAACUCACUGGAAGCCCCACUGCCACAACCCAACUACCAACAUCUUGUCGCAGCUUUCAAGCGCCUAACGACGACGCAUUAUUACAAGCAUCACGAGUUGAUUGAUGAGGAUGAUGAGCGGAAGGAUGUGCAGAUGUGCUUACGUAAAGGUGAGGAUGACCUUCGCCCGCUCGAUCGUUCAGACGGUCAAAAAGAGCCGGUGAUGGUCAAUAUAGAGAAAGACGACGCUGAAGGCGGGCAUAGCGCUCGCACAAGCCGAGAAACAUCGGGAUCCUCCUAUAAGCCAAGCGCAAUCGAGCCAGGACGGGAGCUCGCUCAUGCCGCAAAACUGCCCACCCCGCGACAAACCCCCAAGCAGCAAACAUUAGACGUCGACAUGGUGGAUGUGCCGGAAGAAUCGACCCGCGCUACAAGCGUGAACUCCUCCGAACUUGCCACGAGUUCGCUCGACGCUGACGUUGCCUUGAGCUUCGAGACGGAAGCACUAAUUCGCCAGUCCCUCCCGACGCCAGAUACGCUGGUCGAGGAGGCUAUCGUCGAAACUGAUCCCACAUUGAGAGAUAUUCGAAAGAAGAUGGGACCCAGCACACUAUCGCUCCUACCGCUAUUGACGACCUGCACAUUUAAGAAAAUUCACACCAAAGAUAAAGGCUUUCUCGGCUUGCGACUUCUUCUCGGAACAUUUCGGGAAGAUACAAGCCGACCAGAGCUCGAAGGCUGCGAGGCUUGGGCGUCUUUCAAGAUGCACGAUAAGAAUGACCGCGCUGCUCCACGCAUGCACGUUCACGCUUUUUGUGCAGGGACAGAUAAAAUCGUGGAAGAUGAUCUGAAAAUCAAAGACGUGCUACCAGAUCUUCAAUUGGGCCCUGCAUUCACCAGUAUUCAGGGCGGAGACCGCGCGGAGGAGCUGCUAUUGAAGGCAUUGGUGAAGUAUUUCUUCAUUAUCGCCGCGAGGGACAAGGUCCUUGGGUUCGAUAAACACAAGAUGCCCUUCAAUGGAUCCUUUGUGGAUCAGCUCAAGAUUGCCUGCAAGCGCGUCCAGAUGCACGAUUCAGCGAGAGACGACCAGCGCGCGCACAGCCGGCCUCUCAAACGUGUGAAGCGAUCUCACAAUCCUACGCCGAGACCAUCCGCCUCGUUGUCUGAUGCAGACGAGGAUGUCCCCGCGGUACGCACACGCGAUGCGCGGCGAUCAGGACGGCGCACGGGCCAACCAUCAAGCGCAGCCGUUAGCGAAAGUGAAGACAACAUCCCCGCCUUCGUCCCGGUGGUGCCCCAACAAAUUCCUCGUCGUCUCGCGCUCGGUGUUCGUAUUAUUCCUCUCAUGGAGGGACACACGGUGAAUGAGUUCCUCGACCCCGACGCCGAAGUCGCCGACUCAGACGGUGAUUCUGGGGACGAGAUCCCUCCGCCCAUAUCGAAUGACAUGCGCCUCUUCCUCGAAAAUCGUCACAGCUUCACCAAGCAAAUGAAAAAUCUCGGUGAAUCUGUCAAAUACUACAAAACCAGGAAAGAAAGUACUAUCAUGGGUAUCCGCAAAGUGAAGGGCAUGCUGAAUAAGAACACCAUGGCACCUCCCGAGCGGGCAGAGUCCGAGCGAGGGCUUGCGCACCGUCGGUUCGUCGAGACAACGAUCGGGACGCAUCUAGCGAUGAAAGAGGAGGGGCUUGAGGGCUGGAAAACGCGGGUGAAGCAGGUCAACAAAGAGGCGGCGCAUAUUGACCCUAGGGUCAUCGACACCUGGGAUUUAUUUUACCGGGUCUAG
Paraphaeosphaeria sporulosa is the source of this 2229-nucleotide messenger RNA. RefSeq lists its product as uncharacterized. The record is from RefSeq and is a predicted model, not a curated record. The transcript has a single exon. The coding region runs from base 1 to 2229 and encodes 742 amino acids. Lineage: Eukaryota; Fungi; Ascomycota; Dothideomycetes; Pleosporales; Didymosphaeriaceae.